UACAGUACAGGCAGAUUGCUUUCCUACUGAGGAUAUUUAACCGCCAUCCAACACACGAGAGGCUGAACCUUCUAUCAUUUUCACAGUGUGCUACUAUGUGUAAAGGAUUAACAUCGAUGCCCGUCUGCUGCUUGGAAAGGGCCAAGGAGCUGAAAGCAAGGCUGCGAAAUGUUUUGCAGAGGUCAGAGCGGAGUCUUUUCUGCUGUAAAAUGGGGAAAAACAGACCAACCCUGGAGGAAUGCCUGAGGUGGAAAGGGUCAUUUGAGCAUCUCCUGUCUAGCAAAUAUGGCCUGUGCGCUUUCACUGCCUUCCUAUUAUCAGAAUUCAGUGAAGAGAACAUUGCGUUCUACUUUGCGUGUGAGGAUUACAGGAGUACAAAAUCUCUCGACAAACUACCUGCUAAAGCCCAGAAGAUCUACAACGAAUUCAUCAGCAGCGAUGCUCCACGGGAGAUUAACAUUGACCAUGAAACUCGUGACAUCACCAAAGCCAACAUGCAUUCCCCAUCACCCUGCUGCUUUGACCAGGCACAGCACAGGAUCUACAUGCUCAUGGCGAAAGACUGCUACCCACGUUUUUUGCGCUCACAGGCCUUCAUGGAUAUUCUCAGUCAAGCCAAGCCUAGCACCAAGUACACAAAACAGCCCCAACUGGAGAAGAAGGCAUGAGUUCUCAGUGUUGGUUGACUAGAAGUACAGUAUGUCCUUUAAGACCCCUCAUGCUAAAUGCUUAAAGGAAAUAAAAAAUGGGAUUAUUUUUCCAUGACAGGAAUGUCAAUUAAUAGCACGGAUUAAGAAAGGUGGCUUGGAAAGUCUCAAGAAAAUAAAAGGCUAACCGAUACCACAGAAGUUAGAGCGGAAUGGGAAAGCACUUUUAUAUGUUUGCCUUAAGGCAAUUUUUUGUUUCUAGUGUCUCUGUCAAAGUUCAAAACGGUUUGUGAAAAGAUGUCUUUAUUACUAAGAAAGUUUCUUAUUUAUUUCUGUGUAGUUUUUAGCAAUUUUACAAAAUAAAGUCUGUAAUGCAAUCUUGUGCAAUAUAAUAUACUGAUAUUCUUAUAACGGUUGUAUUUU
This is a messenger RNA of Corythoichthys intestinalis (scribbled pipefish), 1070 nucleotides long. RefSeq names its product regulator of G protein signaling 16 (gene rgs16). The transcript is spliced from 5 exons. Bases 96 to 668 code for a protein of 190 amino acids. The record is from RefSeq and is a predicted model, not a curated record. NCBI's taxonomy places the organism in Eukaryota, Metazoa, Chordata, Actinopteri, Syngnathiformes, Syngnathidae.